Gamsiella multidivaricata is the source of this 1101-nucleotide messenger RNA. Its product is annotated as charged multivesicular body protein 5. Gene Ontology annotation, biological process: late endosome to vacuole transport via multivesicular body sorting pathway; vesicle budding from membrane. Bases 264 to 911 code for a protein of 215 amino acids. Gene Ontology annotation, cellular component: multivesicular body. The record is from RefSeq and is a predicted model, not a curated record. NCBI's taxonomy places the organism in Eukaryota, Fungi, Mortierellomycota, Mortierellomycetes, Mortierellales, Mortierellaceae. The transcript is spliced from 5 exons.
UUUUUUUUUCUGUCUUUCUUUGAUUCAUAAAGCACACUAUACAUAACGAACUACUCUACUAUGCUCCUCAUGUGUGCUGUUAGACCCAUAUUUUUUGUUUACGCUGCGCUCUUGGUGCUCUGCCAAGAUUUUACCACGUUUUCUUUUUUGAAAGGGCGGGCCGUCACUUGGUGUGAGCGCAAGUGGACAGCCUGUGCCUGGUGCUGUCAUCGCUUUUAGCUUCGCAUCAACCUUCUUACUCACCACUACUCUUAACAUUCAACAUGCAUCGUCUCUUCGGCUCAGGCAAAAAGGCUCCAAAAGCAAGUCUAACGGACGCCAUCACUGCUACAGAUCUGCGCGUGGACGCAGUUGAGGUCAAGAUUCGUAAGCUGGAUGCGGAACUUAUCAAGUACAAAGACCAGAUGAAAAAGAUGCGUGAUGGACCAGCCAAGAACUCUGUAAAAGCAAAGGCGAUGCGCAUCUUAAAGGAAAGAAAACUCUAUGAGGGACAACGGGAGCAGCUUCAGCAGCAAUCUUUCAACAUGGAGCAGGCAGCUUUCACAACAGAAAACUUGAAGAACGUCAUGACGACCGUGGAUGCCAUGAAGACCGCCAAUCAGACCAUGAAGCAGCAAUAUAAGAAGGUCAACCUUGACAAAAUCGAGCAAAUGCAAGACGAAAUGGAGGAUAUCAUGGAACAGGCGAACGAGAUUCAGGAGACAUUAGGUCGGUCCUAUGGCGUACCCGAUGACAUUGAUGAAGAUGAGCUUGAAGCUGAAUUGGAUGCUCUGGGCGAUGAACUAUAUGAGGAAGAGGAGCCCUCAUACCUCGAGGACGAAACGCUUGACCUUCCAACUGCAGAAACAGCAGAGCCACAAACUGAGCGUCUGGAUGAGUUUGGACUACCAGAAGGACCUUUGAAGGCGUAGAAUCGUCAGCUACAUUUCUCUCAAGAGAAUACAGGACACGGAGAGCUGGAGCAUCGGGAAAAUCUUGCAGCAGCAACAACAGCAGCAGCUUUGCAGCAAAAACUCACAGGAACGCGCAUUGUAAUAAAGGACAGAAACAAUACGGGUUCAUUCAAUUUCUACAAAUGAAGAAGGACAAGGUGGUUUGGAG